This is a messenger RNA of Pelobates cultripes (western spadefoot toad), 22377 nucleotides long. Lineage: Eukaryota; Metazoa; Chordata; Amphibia; Anura; Pelobatidae. The record is from the annotation of a GenBank genome assembly.
CGAAGACCCAACAACCGAAGAAACAUCCACAUCAGGAACAAAACAAUCUCCAACAUGGUAAACGUCAUCACAAUGAAAUCAGGCUGUAAAAACAGAGAAAUAGGUGGUAAAAUCCAAACCAUGGAUCUGUAUGUAACAUAUCAUAAAAAUUCGGCAUGUAUAACAACAUAUAUAAAAUAUUGAUUAUACCAUAUAUACCAGUUAAAAGACCAGACCAGACCAUAUCCCAGAACAUCAAGUGAAACCAUGGACACUUACCGUGAGAUAGAAGGUCCUCCCGAUUGAACCAAAAUUGCAGACCCAGCACCUACCCACCGGGUGGGAAUAAUACUCGCCUCCGUGUCAUUAACAAAAAAAUCGUGACUUUACGUCAUGUAAAUAGUAAAAUCUGGGAAUUUUAUUAAUGACACGAAGGCUCCUAUUAUGCUAGUUCAAAGCUGAGCCACAACUAAAGAAGAAACAUGGUCAAUCGGGCGGAAAUAGAAAUCACGGAACGUAGACUCACUAGACCAAUCCGCCGCUUUCAAAAUAUCAUCCAGACGACACCCCAUCUUAGAAGCUUUGGAUGCCAUGGCUCCUCUGACCGAAUGAGCUGAAAAUAUUGAUGUAUCAGUCCCUGCCACUGAAAGAAGAUUCUUAACACAACGAGCCAACGUAGUCGAGGAGACCGGUAGAAACUGCGUCCUAAAGGAAAUAAACAGUUGGGACAAAUCCAAUGACCUCAACUGUUGAGUGCGAUCCAAGUAAACCCAGAGGCAAGCCACCGGACACAGAGCAGGGCGGACUGAACACCUCGGAUAGGCAAACGACACUCCCUCGGGGGUGAAGGAUAUCGCGUUCCAGUCCAAAGCUCUGACAUCCGAAACUCUCUUGCAUGAAUGGAGACACAGAAGCAUAACCAACUUCCAGGACAAUUGUUUCAGCGAGAGCUGCUCAUUAUGGGGCCACGACUCCAGGAAGCAAAUAAGUAUGUUAACAUCCCAAAACGAGGAGUAUCUGGAUCUCGGGGGUCUAGAGAAACGGAUACCCUUCAACAAUCGGCACACAAAGGGAUGUUGUCCAACCGGCGAUCCGUCAAUCCCUAGAUGUCCGGCCGAAAUGGCCAAUUUAUAAACAUUAAUAGUGCGGUAGGCCAAAUCAGAUUCAAAAAGCGUGGUCAGAAAACUGAGCACCACCUUCAGAGGGGCAGAAAGUGGAUCCAACAAUCUUCCCACGCACCAGCCAGACCACACGCGCCAUGAGGAUUUGUAAGCUGUUCUGGUUCCCGUUGUCCAGGCACUCUCCAGGAGUCUUGUAGUAGCUUGCGGAACGUCCACGACGGACCAGGAUCCCCUGAAAUCAACCAAGCCGGAGCAGGUCCUGAUCCACUAAUUCGUGCGAGUUCCCAUCCGGAUCCAGAAGCACAUCCAGUCGCAUUGCAAUCAUCCAUGGGAAAUCCAUCGUCAUCUCCAGGAGACGAGGGAACCAAGGUUGAGUCUGCCAUAGGGGAACUACUAUCACCAAUGUGCAAUCUUGUCUGGACAGGUACGCCAGUGUCUGAGAAAUCAGGUUGUAUGGGGGAAACGAAAAGUGACAACCCCGAGGACACGUUUGCAGGAAAGCAUCCACCGCCAUGGCUGAUGGGUCCAGUCUCCAACUGAAAUAUUGGGGCAGUUGGGAGUUUAGUCUGGAUGCGAACAAAUCCAGUUCCAACGGACCCCAUAAGCGAUCUGUCGAAAGGUCAAAGGGAGCAGAUGCCAGUCCCCUGAGUCUUUCAAGUAGUGCGAAUUCCAGUCCGCCCAUUCGUUGUCUAGUCCCGGGAUGUGUUCGGCAGUAACCGACACUGCGUUGUGGAGGCAAAACUGCCAGAAGUCCUUUGCCAGGUUCGCUAACUGUUUUGAUUUCGUGCCACCCAGAUGAUUUAUAUAUCUGACUGCGGACACAUUGUCCAUGCGCAGAAGAAUGCAGCAAUUUCCCAGAGUUGGAGACAGGCUACGAAUGGCGCAUAACCCCGCCAGCAGUCCCAGACAGUUUAUGUGUAGCCUUGACUUUGGAUCAUCUGCCACCUGUGGAGACAUUUCCACAACGAGCGCCCCAACCAUGUAGGCUGGCAUCCGAUUCUAUCAGCACGUCCGGAGCGGAUCCGAAGAUUACUCGGCCUUUCCACGCCUCCAUGUGGUCUAACUACCACAGUAGUUCUUCCCUGGAAUCCCUGUCCAGGCUCAAUUGGCUUUUGUACGAACUGCCCAACUGAAGAUGGGAUCCCUUCAAACGUUGGAGGGCCCGAUAGUGUAGGGGUCCUGGAAAAAAAAAAUCGCCUGAAUCGAUGAGGCCAAAAGACCAAUCACUCAGUUGUCGUACGGAUAGAGAGGUGGCCCGUAGUGUACGUCUUAUUUCUUUUUUCAUAGCCUUUAAUUUGGUCUCUGGAAGGAACAAGAAUUGGGCGAUCGAGUCGACUUCGAAACCCAGGAAUUCUAUCUUUUGUACCGGGGUCACUAUGGAUUUUUCCCAAUUUAUGAGGAAACCUAAACCUUCCAGGAGAUCCACCGUCCAGUCCAGGUGUCGUAGGAGCUGGUCGGGGGACGAAGACAUAAUCAGGAUGUCGUCCAGGUAAAUAAUCAUACGGACCCCCCGAGCCCUGAGGAACGCCACUACCGGCUUGAUUACCUUUGUGAAGCACCAGGGAGCGGAAGAUAGACCGAAGAGCAGACAGGUAAACCUCCACCGACGUCCUUGCCACGUAAAGUGCAAUAAGUCCCAGUGCUCCUCUGCCAUUGGUAUGGUCAAAUAGGCAUCUUUGAGGUCCAGCUUGACCAUCCAGUCCCCUUGAUGGAGCAGGUCCCUGAGGCAACGAAUGUCUUCCAUCUUGAAAUGAUGGUAACGGAGAAAUUUGUUAAGGCGUUUGAGAUUUAUGACCGGUCGAACUCCUCCGCCCUUCUUGGCAACGAGGAACCAACUGCUUAGGAACCCCGGGGUCUCGUACGAGAUUUCGUGUAUUGCCUGUUUGGCAUGAAGUUCCGCGAUUUCCGCAGUAAUCAACCCGGACUGCUCUUCCGGCAAUCUCAGUUCCUGUGGUAUACACAUCUGGAAAGGUGGGGACAAAAGAUCUUGGCAGAAACCCCUGACUGUAUUCAAAACCCACACAUCUGUGGUGAUCAUGCCCCACAUAUCGAUAAAUAAAGCUAGCCUUCCCCCCACGCUUGCAUGGGAAAAAACACAUUUGGGGGUACUUACCAUAAGGACGUCUGUACGAGGGCUGACCGCGUCCUCCUCGAUUCUGCCACGGUCUCCCGUGUGAGGGGAAGAAGGGAGCGGGCUUGUAUUCCUGGUAGGCCCGAGGGGCAGCAAAGGAACCUCUGUGAGUCCGUGAGGGACGUCAAGCUCCACGGCCUGACGGACGGCUCCUAUACCUCCCGGCCCCUUGGAAAACCUUUGGGCCAAAAACUCGUUUCAAGUUGGACUGGACCAUAUCUAGGGCGGUGAAGGUGCGCACAAAGUAGCGCGUGGAAUACACGCGGCCGGGAACUCCCUCGCACUAGCAGGUGUGAGGAGAGACUGAUCGGGUCGGCAGAUAACGCGGCCGAGGAGAGGGAGGGAUGACCAGGGAGCAAUGAAGCUCCAGGAGGAAUCCUCCCCUGGUAGCCGCGGAUCCCAGCCUGUGCUAUCAAAUGUACAGCACAGACAGGGAAACCGGGCACAGGGGAAUAAAAAAUAAAUAAAUAAUAAAAUCACAAAAUACAAUGAAAUUAAAUUUAAACAAACACAAAACCAUAAGCAUAGACUGAAUACAAAACCAAUAAAUGUAAACAGGGUAAACAACCCUGACAGCAAUAAUACAGAUCAAAUAUACAGGAGGUAGAAGAGGAAGUUGAAGUACACAGCAAGACAUUUAUGGACUGUUCCUAUAAGCUGAUUGGCUGCCCUGUUACUAGGCAGAUCUGGUUGUAUCUGUUAUAUAUUAUUCAUAUUAUGCAUUUUUUUCUCUUUCAGUUAUAUUUUCUCUUUGCUGCUGAGGAAUAAAGUAAGAAAGAGAUAGCAUAAUAGGAGCCUCCGUGUCAUUAAUAAAAUCACAACCCUUGACAGGUGCCAUUGUAAUGAUAUAAUCAAUGUUAUUCUCUGAACCUGUCAGUAUUUUUAUUGUUCUGGCUGAUCAGUGUAUACAAUAUUUGAAAGAGAUCAGUUUAAGGCAACACGUACUAAGCCACAGGUUUUGAAAAUCAUUUAUAACAGCCAGGCCUUUUGCAGCAUUUUGUUUUUGCUUCAUGUUGUGUCUGCUGCAAAGAGUGUGUGAAUGUAUGGUGUUUGUGUCUGUGUUGUAACAUAUGAAUGCUAAGGUGUAUUUGUGUUGUGCUUCACUAUCUGUAAAAGCAGACAUGUAUUUGUGUGGAGUGUCAGUAUUUGUCAGUUUGAAGAGGAUAAAGGUCUAGCUGACUGCCUCAAUCAAUAUUUUUGUUCAGUAUUUACAGAUGAAAAUGAAGGAGAGGGGCCUCAGUUAGGAAAAAGGACAAAUGAGUAAUUUGUAACGUGAGUUUACAGAGGAAGAGGUUCUAUUACAACUAUCAAAAGUAAAGACAAAUAAGUAAAAUGGGACCUGAUGGAAUACACCCAAAGUUAUUAAAAGAGCUUAGUGGUGUAUUAGCAAAACCAUUGACAGAUUUAUUUAACCAAUCAUUGUUAACAGGAGUACUCCUAGAAGAUUGGAAGUUAGCGAAUGUUGUGCCCAUUCACAAGAAAGGUAGUAGGGAGGAGUCGGGCAACUAUAGGCCAGUAAGCCUUACUUCAGUAGUGGGGAAAGUGAUGGAAACCAUGUUAAAGGAUAGGAUUGUUGAACAUCUAAAAACACAUGGAUUUCAAGAUCAGAGACAACAUGGGUUUACUUCAGGGAGAUCAUGCCAAACUAAUCUUAUUGAUUUUUUGAUUGGGUAACUAAAAUUAUAGAUCAGGGUGGUGCAGUAGACAUUGCUUACCUAGAUUUCAGUAAGGCCUUUGACACUGUUGCACAUAGAAGGCUUAUUAAUAAACUGCAAUCUUUAAGUUUGGAUUCCAUUAUUGCUGAAUCGGUAAGACAGUGGCUGAGUGACAGGCAACAGAGGGUUGUAGCCAAUGGAGUAUAUUUGAAGCAAGGUCUAGUUACUAGUGGGGUACCUCAGGGAUCUGUACUUGGAUUCAUUCUCUUUAAUAUUUUUAUUAGUGAUAUUGCAGAAGAUCUUGAUGGUAAGGUAUUUUUUUUUUGCUGAUGAUACAAAGAUAUGUUACAGGAUGUUCCAGGAGGGAUAAGCCAAAUGGCAAAUGAUUUAGGUAAACUAGAAAAUGGUCAGAGUUGUGGAAACUGACAUUUAACGUGGAUAAGUGCAAGAUAAUGCAUAUUGGACGUAAAAACCAAAGGGCAAACUACAGAAUAUUUGAUAGAGUCUUAACCUCAAUAUCUGAGGAAAGGGAUUUAGGGGUAAUUAUUUCAGAUGACUUAAAGGUAAGCAGACAAUGUAAUAGAGCAGCAGGAAAUGCUAGCAGAAUGCUUGGUUGUAUAGGGAGAGGUAUUAGCAGUAGAAAGAGGGAAGUGCUCAUGCCAUUGUACAGAACACUGGAGAGACCUCACUUGGAGUAUUGUACACAGUACUGGAGACCGUAUCUUCAGAAGGAUAUUGAUACCUUAGAGAGGGUUCAGAGAAGGGCUACUAAACUGGUUCAUGGAUUGCGGGAUAAAACUUACCAGGAAAGGUUAAAGGAUCUUAACAUGUAUAGCUUGGAGGAAAGACGAGACAGGGGGGAUAUGAUAGAAACAUUUAAAUAUAUAAAGGGAAUCAACACAGUAAAGGAGGAGACUAUAUUUAAAAGAAGAAAAACUACCACAACAAGAGGACAUAGUCUUAAAUUAGAGGGACAAAGGUUUAAAAAUAAUAUCAGGAAGUAUUACUUUACUGAGAGGGUGGUGGAUGCAUGGAAUAGCCUUCCAGCUGAAGUGGUAGAGGUUAACACAGUAAAGGAGUUUAAGCAUGCGUGGGAUAGGCAUAAGGCUAUCCUAACUAUAAGAUAAGGCUAGGGACUAAUGAAAGUAUUUAGAAAAUUGGGCAGACUAGAUGGGCCUCAGGAAAGAGCAUCAGGAAAUGCUAGCAGAAUGCUUGGUUGUAUAGGGAGAGGUAUUAGCAGUGUAAAGAAGGAAGUGCUCAUGCCAUUGUACAGAACACUGGUGAGACCUCACUUGGAGUAUUGUACACAGUACUGGAGACCGUAUCUCCAGAAGGAUAUUGAUACUUUAGAGAGAGUUCAGAGAAGGGCUACUAAACUGAUUCAUGGAUUACAGGAUAAAACUUACAAGGAAAGUUUAAAGGAUCUUAACAUGUAUAGCUUGGAUAGGGAGGAUAUGAUAGAAACAUAUAAAUACAUAAAGGUAAUAAACAUAAUAUCAGUAAGCAUUACUUUACUGAGAGGGUAGUGGAUAAUCAUGUGGCUAAUAUGUUCUAAAAGGAAUGGUCAUUUUUUUACCACCUAUUUUAUUCACCUAUACUUUUUAUCAAAAAUAUAAACAUUCAACUAUAUCUUUAAGUAUGUUCCUAAAGUAUGUGCUUCUUUACGAUAACCUGCAGUACUUAGGGAUGUAUUUGCACCUCUUCUUCCAUGUCACCAAGAUGCCUCUUCUAUAUGUCACUUUCCAACUCACUCAAUCUUCUCAUAUCACUAUCCCAUUCAUGCAAUAUUUCACUAGCCCUCAUCUUCCACAAGUCACUUUACUUUGUCUAGGUCACCCCUUCCCAUUUUCAAAAUUAUUAUGAGCCCAUGCAUCAAGCAAAGCCUCAUCCAUAGAUUACUAUGUUCAUCCUUUUCUUAUCAGCACUGCUAACCCAUAGCAUCCAAGUGAAGUAGAAGAACAACAUGUGAUGUCAUAUAAUGAAUACUAUUGGGUAGUUGUUGUGGCAAACCUAGCCACUUGUAAUAAUCUGGACUAUGUGUAUAAAAAGGUUGCCUGUAUUAUUCCUGUAACUCUUGUAUUUCCUGGCUGUAUCCUGUAUUGAAUUUGUAUGCUAGCUGCCGAAAGCCGCUAGCAUUCAUGUGUUUCGUUUCACGAACAGCACCAUUGCGGGCUGUUAGUGAACCGAAUGAGCUACCCCUUAAUAGCCCACACAGAGAGGGGCGUGUGUCGCCCAUUAACAGAUUGCAACAAUGUUGCAAUCAGUAAUUAGAGGCUUUCCUAGAUGGCCGUCGUUCGGCUACCAACCAUGCGGCGGUCGGCCAACUUGGAUCCUUUGUCUCUCCAGCGGUGUUUGGUCAUCGAGCGCGUGGAACUGAAAACGGCUACUCGACGGCGCGAACACCACUGGGCUUCCAGGCCGUUCGGGAGCUCCGGUCUUUUACUAUUAGGGUUUCCCCAUCGGUGUUCGGUACUUUGGGACGAACUCAAUGGCAAAGUAUAUUUUGUGCGGCGUUCGUUUGUUUUAGCUGGGAUCUGUGCGGUAUUCUCACAAACUGUGCACUCAGACCCCAGCUAUCUACCGAAUGUCCAUUCGUUUAAAUCUGCCAAGUAUUCAAAAAGUUAUAUACUUUAAUGUAAAUUGUCAGUUCUGCUGCACGGAGGGAUAAUCCACUUAACGGUAUAUUCCAGUCGGAGUAUCACUCUCGUGCAGCAGUGCCUGAUGGGAGAAAAAGGUCUGAAUGUAAAGUCCCCCAUGUAGUCCCCUACUGUAUUACCCCUGCUAUGACAGUAUGGAAACCCCUUGCAUGGAGACUUGCAUAAAUACUGGAUGCUGUGAAUAAAAACCUAAGUUGACUCCCAGAACUGUGUUUCGUCCGGUUACUGGGGGAUUUUGGAUAUUGCCUUACUUCCCAGCGCUUUACUUUGGAUUACUUUCUUAACCAGCGGAGAUCGUGGGAUUUAAUAUUGCAGCUCCGCUACAGUUGUGAUGAUUAAUUUAGCUAAAGCAUAGCAUUGUUCCGUUGCCCUCCAUACUGCCACCAAGGGAGCUGGUCCUGGAACCUCCAUGAACCAAAACGUCACUGCGUGCUUUACCUCUACCUGUAUAAAAAUAUUAAGUGCAAGAUUAACCACCUCACCAGGGCUCAAUUUUCACGCAUCGUCUCUCCAGUUUCCAUUCUCCCACUCUCAAUUUUGACCCCGGUCUAAACUAUGAUUAUAUAUAUGACAUACAGGGUUACUCACUAAAGUGAUUAUUCAGGGUGAAUGUGAAUCUUAGAUUUAAGGUCAAAGUAGCCAAACUGGAAGAAUUCUCCAAGUCAACGAUGCUGUCAGUUUGGCUACUCUGGUCACUUUGCAUUCCUGUUGAAUUCUCCCUCUAGUAAGUAACCCAGAUAGUGUGUUUAUCCAUUAUGUUUUACAUGUAUUAACAAUAAUCUGAAUCGGUAUGCUGGCUCAUGUUUGAGAAUUUACAAAAGAAUCGUUAGUAGAUUAUAAUGUUGCCCCAUCAAUAAGUGACAUAUAUUUUGUAAAGUUUGUACAUUGUGUUACAUAGUCUUUUUGCAGGUUAUAUGAUUAAAAUAGAGACAAUUAAGAAAGCAAAGUUAAAGAAACACUCAAUCCCUCCCCCCGAAUCAAUAAAUAAAUCGCUGUCUAGCAGAUAAACUUUCAGUGAAAACAUACAUUCAUUUUUUUUCCUUUCCUUUAUUUUUUAUUUGAAAUUAUAUCUAAAAACAGGUAGCAAAAUCGGCAGAUCUCUGCCUGUAGUCUUUGCAAGCCCUCCCUUUUUCCCCACCACAGACUUUUUUUUUUUUGUCAAUCUUUCUUUUAUUAAGGCAUUUGAUUUGAGUGGUACAGAAUAAAUAAAAGGAGUUGAAUGAGACGUACACAAGUUAGGGAUAACACAGCAUAUUUUUAACAUACUCCCAGAUAUAACUGCCUCAUUUUUAUUAAGUAGGAUAUAAAAGAUAUAUAAACAUGAAAGAAGACUGUCUCAGCGAAUGGUAAUUAGAUAUGUCUGUAAUCAGACGUUUGAGCUCUGUGAAGGUUACCAGUUGCAGAAACAUAUGCUUAAGUUAAAGGCGCCCGCAGGCUGUAGCACAUAAACCGACCGCUAUAUUCUGCUAGUGGCCGGUGCAGCCUUUGCUAAACAAAACAUGUACAUUUGAGCAGUGUAGAUCGCUUACAGGGAUCCCCCUAUACCUCUAGGCCUGGCCCGUAGAGUAAACAAAUGCCAUAGGUAGUGGGCCUCACAGCCAGUCUGCAUGUAAACUCAGCCUACACCAGAAAGUGAGAAGAAGUUGUCGCUUUGGGAUGCCAGUCCGUGCCACACCCGCCCCAAUCAUAGUGGUGGGCUAGGGAGCUCUACCAGGACGUCUGCUAGAGCUGUGUCGGUGUGUAGCCUUCCACUCUGCACUCCACCGCUGGCAGCUCUCGGACUUGUGUCUCCAGCGUACCAGGCAUCUUCGGCCUGAGGCCUUGAUAGGAGCCCUUGCCACAUGUCCAUUGAUCCCGUCAUCAGGACCAUGGGCCCAGGGUUUUCCCAGGACCCAGCUGUCCCCCUGGGUGUAUGGGUGGUGGUAUUGCUCCAGGUGAGUGUCCAGCUCAGAAGAAGCACUUACGGCCCAGACAACAGUGGAGCCCAUCUGUGCAGCAGGGGUUACUGGUUGGUGUGAGUUUUGCAUCUUUCCAAUCCCCGGCUCAGCUGCAGGUCCUGUUAUAGGGUUGGAUUGAAUGCUUGGUGUUGCGGGCAGUCGUUGCAGUGCUGCUCUGGAUUUGAUGCGAGACCAGAAAGCUGUACAUAGCUCAUCAAAGACUGUCAGGAACUUGGUUUGCCAGUCCUUUGCAGUCUGCUUCUCGGCUGUGCCAGCCAUUUUGACUGUAUCACGAGAGUGAGCUGCCUCAGCGUGAGCAGUCUCAGCGCUGCUUUAGCUGCGUGUUUGCUUCGCUCCAAGUGGGGACUGGGAUAGCUGUUGUACACCCACAGUCCCAGGCUGGAGGAUCCCCACCACAGACUUUCACUCUGUACUGGGGAAUACACCAGAGGCUUCUCAUUGAGAAUAUUUUUAAUUAUAUAAUACCUGUAAUACAGCUUAUUGAGAAGGGGAGAGGCAGGCACGUGCUAGCACACAGUAUAAGAAAAGCUCCCUGGCUGUCUGAUUGGAGAUUUUUCUGCCCAAUUAUAAAAGUGCCAAUUUCUAUUGAAAGCAAGCUGAAGUGCUUUGCUGCAGAAGUAAAAUACUAGUAGUCUAGUAGUAGAUUGAUUAAUUACAUUUCCGGGCAAUUCUGAGAAUAUCAGCAUGACUGUUCCAUGUAAUAAAUGUUAUAGCUCUCAUACUGACUCCAGCUAUUUCUGCUCUCAGUCCUUUUUUGCAGAGCGUUUCUUCUCCCUGUUCGAUUCAGAUGGGAGUGGGUCGAUCAGUCUGGACGAAUUACUGAAGGCCCUCAAUCUCCUAAUACAUGGAAAUGAAACAGAUAAACUGAGAUUCCUGUUCCAGGUCUAUGAUGUAGAUGGUAAUCUAUCUAGAUAUAAUGUGUUAUGCGGCUCAGUUCUGUAUCACCUUAAAACCUAAUUAUAGAUUUAAUAAAAAGUAGCAAGCCUUUUGUGAAUGUUUUUGAUGUACCUUUAAAUGGUCCAAAAAUUUCUCCCUUUUAGACACUCUAUUUGGCAUCUAUGUUCAACUUAUCAUUUAUGUGUUUGCGUUACUGGUGAUGUCUUAUUCUUGACGUCGUUACUUAUUGUCAGAGGGACCAAUCUAGCGCAUUCCAAUCAUUUUCAACACUAAAUGCUUAGAGUGUAUGAGAAGCAGCUAGUGUGCUCCAUCCCACUAGCACUUAUUUUAAACACACACAGAAUUACAAUGCAUGUACAGAUGUUGACAUUGGGAUACAUUGGAUUAAUAAUCCACUUUUUUAAAGGAAUACUACAAGCAUGCUGUAGUUGUUAUGGUGGCAAAGGUGCCCUAGCUCCCCCGACACUGUAAGUAGUUAAACAGUUCUCUAAUAUUUUGACUUCUGAGGUGCACUAUGCACGACUCCCUACCUCGAUUGGGGACUAGCUCAGACACGCAUUCACCGACAGACACAUGCACACUCACUGACAGAAAUGCAUAUACACUCACUCAGUGUCAGACACACACACUGGAACACACAUAUACAGAUACACACUGACAAACAAACAUAUACAACACUCACUGACAGACAUAUAUACACUCAGUGUUAGACACACACAUUGACUGACAGACACACAUAUACUAGCUGACAGACACAUACUCUCAGUGACAGACACGCAUACACACACUGACAGACAUGGAUAUACAUGCUGAAACAAGCAUACACACACUGACGCACGCAUACACACACUGACAGACACUCAGUGACAGAUACACACACACACUGACAAACACACAUACACACUCACUGACAUACACACUCACUCUCAGUGAUAGAAACAUACUCACUAACACACACACUCUCUCUCGCUAACAGACACACACUAACACACUCACUAACAGACACACACUAACACACUCACAAUAUUUAACUUUUUUUUUUAAUCCACCCAGCCUCCCUACCUUUGGGAGUGCUGGAGUGUAUUCUUCCCUGGGGUCUGGGCUAGCAGACACGCGGGAAGGUGGUCAGGUGGUCAGGCGGUCAGGCAGGCUCAUAUUGGAGGCGGGUGCCUCUUAGUGAUGCCGGAGUGACGCCAUCAGUGCAUGCCAGCUUCGGUGGGUCCCUGAGGUGGCCAGCCGGCCAGCUCCUGGGCCCACCAGGACAAUGUCACGGGUGGUGGUCCGGAAACCGGGACCCCCGAGUGCCUGAUGAGAAAUGGGAGUCUCCAGCGUGGAAGUGGAUUACAGGGCCUGGUGCAGGGUAACCGCCCCCUGGUGUUGAAUACCAGCGUUUGUGCAGCCACAUACCAGAACCCUGAUUCAGUUUAUGCGGAUCCCAGGAACUAGGAGCAGGUAAUUAAGCAGACCUCCCAGGAGCUGAAUAGGGAGGCUCUGCAGCAGGGAUGUAUCCAGUACUGAAGCAAGGCAAGACUAGAGAUAGGCACCAUACAUGAAAACAAGACAAAAUUAGGAGAACUGGGCAAGACUAGAGAUAGGCACAAUAAAUGAAAACAAGACAAAACUAGGAGAACCCAGAACCAGAACAGGACAGAAAGCAGAACCCAGAACAUGUACACAAGACAUGAGGAAAACAAGAACAUAACAUGGGCAUGACUGGACAGGACUGUACAUGGACUGGGAUUACAAGACUAAAUAAAACAAGACAAGAAAUGCAAGGUAAAACAAGAGGAGAAAUAACUAAGCACUAAAUAUGAAAAGUAUGGAGAUUUAGUCACAUUAUAUGAUCAUACAUUGCAUAAGCCUGCCAACAACGCCAAUGUAACCCAUAUCUGGCAGGUCCUACACUGCCUAAUGCAUACUAAAACAACCACACUAAACCACAAUAGCACUUACCUGCAAGAAAGGGCAGAGGCUUGAAACAAUGCUGCAGGUCCAGGCAAAUGCCUUGUCAGCCUUGCGGUAAAUACACUGCUGGCCUAGCUAAUUGGCUGAGAUCAAUCAGGCAAUGGUCUGGGCCUGCACUCCUAGUAAGAACUUUCUUCUCUCAGGAAGGGAAGAGGCAGGAAGCCCAUAGUACGCUGUAGUGGUUAUGGUCCUUGGAGUUUUCCUUUAACCUAUACAUCAUAAUACAAAUAGUGAAUCAAUGUGUUGCUUGCAUAUUUUUUUGUGAGAUGAAAAUCACCCUCUUUUAAUAUAUACUGUGUGUCAUUCUAGGUAGUGGCUCAAUUGAUCCAGAUGAGCUCCGCACAGUGCUUAAAUCCUGCCUGCUUGAGAACGCAAUCUCAUUGCCCGAAGAGAAACUUGAUGAUCUCACCUUAGUACUCUUCCAAUCAGCCGACAAAGACAGCAGUGGAUCCAUUACUUUCCAGGAGCUGAAGGAGGAACUAGAACGAUUCCCAGAAGUCAUGGAGAACUUAACAAUCAGGUAAACUGUAUGCCUCUGAUGGGUUUACUGGCUAUGUUAACUAUCUUCUUACAGUAGUUUUAGUGUUGUCUCUAAUAUUUUACCAGAUCUUAAUGUAGUUGUGUAAAUAUGCUUUGUUAUAAACCCAUUUACUGUUUUUAUCCCCAGGAAACCAGCCUACUAUUAAUUAGGGGACCCACCUUCAACUUCUGUUAUUCUUAGGAAAGCAGGAGAAACAUUCUAACCUGCUGCUGUUAUACAUACCUAUUAGAAUUCGCAGAUCAACUGGCUCCACAUAGAUACCAGAUAUGAAAAUACUCGAAGCUUAGUACACAAAAAACUGUCUGCCCACCUUAUUCCUCAGUCCACCCAUGCUGACUCUUGUAGAACCAAAUGGAAUUUACAUGUAAAAGAAGCAAUUAUCCCAGUCUUAUACAUGUUAUCUUGUUCAACCACCAUGACCACUUCAGUGAAUUUAAGUGGUCAUGGUGGUAGGAGCAUGUAUGUGCAGUUCUGUUUGAAACACUGCAUAUGCAGAGAUAUUUGUAAUUGUGUGAGGGGGCAAGUUGCACCCCUAGCACACGUGACAUUGGCAGCCCAGAACUCUGUACUGAGCUGCCAAUGUCAAUUCUGAACAUAAAAACAUUUGUCAUGAGUGCACACAGCACGCUGCAAAAAGAUGUUAAAAUCAGGUAGAGCUUGCAAGGGGAAGCUAGAUCUCCCCUCCCACCUCCCUCAACUGGAGGGCAUGUGCACGCUCAUGCGCUCUGAGAUGGCAGUUAGUCAAAUCACAGGCUUUUCAGUGAGCAGGCUGUGAUUGGACUGCAAACGGCCCUGGUGACAUAAAAGUCAGCAUUGAGAGCUUCGUCGAGCUUUUACAGCAAUUGCAGUGGUGGGACCUUCUCCAGGGGUGCCCAUUAGGGUAUUUUACACAGGAAAGGUCCCCCUGCUCCGAAGGGUUAAAGUAGCCCUUUAAUCGAUCUUUAUAUUUUAAGUCCUCAGCUACUAGCCAGACUUUGAAAGAUACAUAUCGUCACUUACCAAUGGCGAGUGAAAAUUUUUGACCACCGAUCUUAAUGAUAAUCUUAAAAAGGAAUAGUUUCCUACCUGACCUGCUACAUUAGGCUGCUGCAUUCAGAUGCACAGUUCCCUGCCCUGUGUGUGUAAAGAGACUGGGUAUUCUUACUUUUGAAGAUUCUGGUCAUUGAACAUGGUUUGAAUUCUGACUGUCAAAAUUAAGCAAUGACAUAUGAUCUUUGUCCUUUUUAUGUAUGGGUUCUUAAAAAAAUAAGGGAAUUAAGAAUGCAUGAAUACAGCCAUAUUUUGGGGCAUUGCUAACUCUUUAAACUAGUACAGUAUCAUAUAGCGUACUAUAUAUUUACCAUAGGCAUUAGUUAAAUUGUAAUACAUCUGUCCGCUCUGUUUGUCUAUUUUGAUGUUUCCCAAUUCAGUCCUCAAGGCACAAGAGUAAUCUUUCAUGGCUAUACACUAAAAUAGGAAUUCAAAGUGCAUUUUAAUUGUAAGGUCCGAGUAGACAAACUGACAGCUGACAGCUGAUGUUUCCAGUUUGGAAAUUUUGGCUUUAAGUUUGAAAUUCACUUUGAAUUCACCUUGAAUCCUCCCUUUAGUGAAUAACCCUGUGGAUUUAACACUAUUUGUACGCACUAAGCACCAAUCAGCAAUCCAUGUCUUUAUUCCAACAUUCAUGCAAGAGAUAAUCUGAGUAUAGUUACCGUAUUACAACAAAUAACAGAUUUGUCUCUCUCAUUUUGCCAAGUGCUGCUAACUGGCUGAAACCUCCUACAGUAGAAAGGAAGAGCCAUACGCCUCGUUAUUUAACGCCGACCUACUGGCACAAUAAUCGCAGUAAGCUACUCUUCAUGUGCUCAUAUUGGUGCGUGAAUAUCCUGCUUUUCACACUCAAUGCAGUUGGCCAUGCCAGCCUUGGUCCGUUGAUCAUGAUUGCCAAGGGCUGCGGUCAAUGUCUGAACUUCAACUGCACUUUCAUCGUGGUAAGUUCUUGCCUCAUCUGCUGGGUGAAUUGAACAACAGCAACUGAAAGGAUAUAGAUAGGAAAACACGAAAGAAAAACUGUUCCGCUAUUAUUAUAGUAUUAUUUUAUAAAGAUACUCCUAAAGUGUAAGUGUAUAUUACUAAAUGUGCUGUAAGACAACUCAUUUUUUGUACGUUAGUUAGUCAACAUAUUUUCUAAUUACAGGAUAUAUGUAAAGGAGCAGGCUAGACACAUUGUCCACUACAUGCCGAUAAAGUGAAUAUGUGCAAUAAGGCUGCGGGUGCCAUCCCCCAGUUCUUGGUCAAACUAUUUUUUUGUAGUUUGACCAAAACAGGGGGUCCAGAAAGCACCUGCGACACAGCCUGUGAGUAUUUAUAUUUUAUAUCUUGCAUGCCUCCCAACAUUUCAAAUGAACAAAGAUCAGGCGACACUUUGAGCCAAUCAGCAUAAUUUGAGACACUGGAUGUUGUUGGGAACAAACCAAGAGCAGGAUUGCACUCUUUGUGGUUAAACCAUUUGUGAACGGUUUAACCCCUUAAGGCAAGGAAGCGCCAGGGAUCUCCUGGCCCCGUAACAACUUAAUUUAAACAAAGUUGUGAUGGUGCCCGUAAAGCUCCUUUAAGAAAAGCUAGGUUUCUUAGGGGUCUGAAGUGUUCAUUUGAUGCCUGGUUGCACUUCCAGGUAGUAUCUGCUAUUUGCAGCUUAUGUUUUUAAUUUGGACCCACUCCCAAUAUUGGUAUGUUAAAACAGGAGCUAGGGUAAAAAGAACCCCUGUCUCCCAAUACCUACUACAGGCAUAUUAGCUUCUGCUGUCUACCUGUGCAACUCAUAUCUGUAGAUAUAUUAGGUAGAAACUGUAGGUUAAUAAAUGUAUUUUAAAAAAUAUAUUUUUUUUUAAUGGGUGUCUGUAUAAGGUGCAUAUGUUAGUGUGCAAUGCUGUUAGGUUUCACCAAGUCAUGCUCUCUUUAGGUGCUGAUGCUUCGUCGCUGUCUGACACGGUUGCGUGCUACAUGUGCAGUGCGUUUUCUACCACUGGAUCAGAAUGUUUACCUGCAUGAGCUAGUUGGAUACAAUAUCUUUGUCCAGACGGUUAUUCACACUGCUGCUCAUGUUAUAAAUUUCAGUAAGUAAAAUAUCACCAGUGACAACAGCUCUUACACAAUUUAUAUUCUUUCUGCGUUGGUGUCCAGUCUAUGACAUGUUCUACAGGAUUUGUAUAGGGAGGAAUAGGCUCAUACAUUGACCAGCCACAACAUUAAAAACCAUCUAUCUAACAUCUUGCAGAUCCCAAAACAGCUCUGAUGCAUUAAGUGUCCUGUGGUAUCUAGUACCAAGACAAGUAAUAUCCACAUGAAUGCAAGACUUAGUGCAUCCUGCUGUCACCUCGUCAUUGCUCCAUGGUCCAGUUCUGACGUCCCUGUUGAAGGCGCUUUCAGCAUUGAAUAUGGAUCAUCAUGGGCACUCUAACCUGUCUGCAGCAUCCAUAUGCAGCAAUUUUUGAUGCAUUGUGUGUUUUAACACCUUUCUAUCUUGGCCAGCAUUGCGUUUUUCAGCAAUUUGAGCUACUGUAGCUUUUCUGUGUGACUGGACCACACAGGCUAACCUUCACUCCCCACGUCCAUGACAUCGGUUCACCGGUUGUUCUCCUUGCAACACUUUUGGUAGGUACUAACCACAGCAUACUGGGAGCACCCCACAAGACUUGCCGUUUUGGAGAUGCUCUCACCUAGUUAUCUAGCCAUCCCUUUUCGGUCCUUGUCAAAGUCACUCGGAUUUUUUUCAUUUGCUCAUUUAUCCUGCUUCCAACACCUGUCAGUGGUUUUAAUGUUGUGGCCAAUCAGUGUAAUUCCUUUAAAGCAAAAGGGAUUCAGAUUGCUAGUGUAUACAAAAAUAACAAGUAUGAAACUCAGUAGCUUUGGUAAAUCCCCACUGAGGUCCUCACUUGUGUCAUUAAAGAAAGAACCUAUAUCUAUAUAUUUAUUACCUGUUAUGUAUUAAAUUUAUAUAUGUGUGUAUAUAUAUAUAGAGUUUGUAUAUUGUAAUUUUGUAAUAUUGUAUCCUAUUGUAUCAAUUCAAUGUUUUGUGGACCCAGGACAUACUUGAAAACGAGAGAAAUCUCAAUGUAUCCAUCCUGGUAAAAUAUUUUAUAAAUAAAUAAAUAAACAACAUUUGCAUAUGACAGUGAUCCUGACCAAAAAGGCAGUUCAGAUGAGAAAUUCCAGCAAGUUUAUUCUCCAUGAGAGAUAUAAUUGUUUUGGCCUUCUUGGGGCCUUGUCAGCAAAGUGUAGCAGAUACCCUUCUUGGCAAAUAGAGUUUCUAGCAGAAAAGGUCUGUGCACACAGAGACCUUACCAAACAGCAACUUUUAUUAGAUCAAUGUAGAUCAAUGUAUACAGCAUUGUUUUGGUUCUACAAUAGAGCCUUUAUCAUAUCUCCCAACAUCGGUAGGAAUGCUGAUUGGGACAGGUGGGGGGCAUGCCAGUGACAUGACUUGUGACACUGAUUAUGUGAAGGCUGUCUGGAAAAGGUGUGGUCUGUAAAAGGGGUGAUCCAGAAAACCAUCCCCAAGCCUGCAGAGCCUUGUAGAGAGCGCCACUAAAGUGCUCUGGUCCUAGUGCCCAUAUCAGUUUGAACACAUAUAAUGUGUAUCUUAUUUCUCCCAUCUUCUUGUACUCCUUAUCUUGCAAUUACUUUUUUUGUCUGGAAGUUCUCCCUUAUACAUAUAAUUAAAACGAAAUUCCGUUCCAAUAUGAAAUACUGCAGACUCCAAGUACCACGAUCACUUUAAAUCACUGAAAUGGUCAUGGUCCUCAGUGUAAUUAUUUACAUUAGAUAUUACUUUGUCUAGAAGAGGCCAAGGUCCUUCAACGAUCUAUAGUGUUUCUCGUGAAUAUUGACUAAAUGUUGACUGUGAGCAAUCUGAAUUGUACCAACCAGACUGGGACCAUGCAGAUAUAUUGUAUAUGCUAAUUGAUUCAUCUUGGGUUAUGCAUAGUUUAUGAUUUGUUUGGGGAGUAAUACAGUAAGGUUAUUCCUUGUCUCCUGGGCUCCAUAAUAAAUGUAUUUCUCUUCAAAGGGUCCAAGAGAUGCUCAUUUAGAUAGAGUUGUCCAGACGACUUGGAAUCUCCUAGGUCCUCUAUGAAGCAAUGUGUUAUUAUGAUCUCACAGACCUUAGUAUGUCUUUCUUGUCACUCUUUACAAAUAUAAUUGAUUGGUUUAUGUCUGCUAUUUCCCUAGCAUUAUAUUUUCUUAGCACUUGUGAUCCAAGAAAUAGAUCCACUGUCUAUGCUCAGUUACACCAACCUGAGACGCAUAAAAGUGAAUACCAAAUGUCUCAUAUGUUUCCCUUUUGAAAACAAAUAUACACAUCCAAAAUGAUAUUUAUAAAAGAAACCUAUUCUAUUAACAUAGUCUUUUUUUAUGUACACAGUACAACUGGCUGUAAAUUUGAAGAUAUACACUUUUUGGCAGUAUCUUUUGACCAUGGAGCCAGGUAUCGGUUGGAUUUAUGGCACUGCCUCUCUCACUGGAAUUAUCUUGCAGUUUCUCAUCUGUCUGACUCUGGCCUGUUCCAGUUCCUUCGUCAGGAAGGGUGGGCACUUUGAGGUAAGUACAUACAACAUUCUAUAGUAAUGAAGGGUGUCUGGACACAUGGAAAAUAUUCAGAAUUUCAAGAUAUUGCUCAUUGUCAUCAAUUGUUUUCUGGAUAGCAGAAUAUCUCUAGGAAUGUCAUGAGAUUGUAAAGUAAAUAUCAGGUAUAUUUUUUAAGUGAUGUAUAUUGAUUUGUUUGCGAAAAAAAAUUACUUUCUUUUAUUUGCCUGAGCAGCCAUGUUGGGUCAGAGGCUAAUGUUAUCUCACCAACUGCUGCUCAACCUAACUUGGCAACUGCUGCAGUUUAGAACAACUAGAGAAGCGAAAAUUUGAUGACAACAUUUCACCUACGUGCUUCAACAGGGCAAAACAGAUAUAUAUAUAUAUAUAUAUAUAUAUAUAUAUACACACACAAUAUAUAUUUAAAGGUUUUAUUUAUAUAUAUAUAUAUAUAACACAAAAAUCAGCAUUCCCAGGUAAUUCUCUCAAAACUUCUUUACUUGGAAAAGUGUAAAAGUCAACGUUUCAGUUCCACUCAGGAACUUUCAUCAGGAUGUCCUGAGUGGAACUGAAACGUUGACUUUUACACGCUUUUUAAGUAAAGAAGUUUUGAGAGAAUUACCUGGGAAUGCUGCUUUUUGUGUUCUAUACAUUUAGUGCAAUCGAGCACCGGAUCAGAAAAAUUGUAAGUAGGAGUGCAAGGCUUUCCUAUAUAUAUAUAUAUAUAUAUAUAUAUAUAUAUAUACAUAUAUAUAUAAACACUCUUAUCCCCAUGGAAGGUGCUUUCGGGGGUGGACAGGGUUCUUCAUGUGCUCUCUGACCAGUCUGCGGCUGCACAGCCCCAUAUGCAUCAAACUGGGAUACUCUGUGUGUUCUUUCUAUCAUGGCAAGCAUUAAGAUUUUCAGCAAUAUGAGCUAUAAUAGUUCUUCUGUGUUAUAAGACCAGACGGACUAGCCGUCACUCACCACAUGCGUCAAUGGCCUUAGGUGCCCAUGACCCUGAUGCAGGUUCACCAGUGGUCUUCCCUUGCACCACUUUUGGUAGGUACUAACCACUGCAUAAGCACAAAAAGGGGAUGAUCUGCUGAACCAAUCAUAAAUAAAACAACAUAGCGUAUAACUGUGUAUGAUGACAAAUUGUAGAAGUUAUAUUCACAAAUGGCCACUCACACUUUUGCUGAAGUUUGCAAGCCUUGAAUAUUUUCCUUUUCAAAAUAGGAAUUCCAAAUCCUCUGUCUGGGUUAAAAUCUCCAUAGAUAUAUUGGCAUGUAUGUGCUCAGGAAAGAAAUGUAUAUAAAAGAAUAUGAGAUGCACAUUCAGAGUGAAGUACAAAAAAAUAUUUAAUAACUUACAUCAAGAUAUAAAAUCAUCAGUGUAGUCCCUCUAUGUCACUAACCACUGCAUAUCAGGAACACCCCACAAGACUUGCCAUUUAGAAAUGCUCUGACCCAAUCGUCCAGCCAUCACUAUUUGGCCCUUGUCAAAGUCAUUCAGAUCUUUUUGCUUGCCCAUUUUUACUGCUUUAAACACAUGAAGUUCAAGAACUGGCUGUUCACUUCCUGACGAAUUUAUCCCACUCCUUAACAGGCGCCAUUAUAACAAUAUAAUAUAUAUAAUCAAUGUUAUUCACUUAACCAGUCCGUGGUUUUCAUGUUGUGACUGAUCAGUGUAUGUGUUACAGAAAAAAAUGUUUUGUUGGUAAAAAAAGAUUAAAAAAAAAAAAUGAAAAAUUAUAUUCUAUAACCUCGGUCAUCAAUCCAUUGUACAUGUAUGCAAGGGGUAUACAGACACCAAGGGCAUGGGUAUGUGGAGUGGAUAUCCUGUGACCAGAAGGGAGAUUAACAAAAACACACAUAUACAGUCUCACACACCAACACCAUCCUCAUAUACACAAACACAUCCUUGCAUGCACAAAUAUAAAUCCCCUGGUGCCCUGUACUUUGCCAACUUUAUCUGUGAUAUAAAUCAGUUAUAUAAAAAGCAGUUAUUACAAAGUAAGUAAUAUCUUGAGGUACAGUCAAUUUGCAUUAUGAACAGUAUGUCUAAGCAGCAUAUAAGGGAACCUUGCACAUCAGUUCUAACUAGUACAUUAAUGUUUUUGGGUAAUAUAGAUAUUCUACUGGACCCAUUUAUCCUACAUUUGGAUUUGGAUUCUGCUGUUUCUGCAUACACCAAAAUUCUGGAAGUGGUUCUUGGUCCCUGGACUCUUGUUCCUGCUGGAGAAACUAUUUGGCGUGGCUGUUUCACGUAUUGGAGGGCUGUACAUUGUAGAGGUGAACCUGCUCCCUUCCAAGGUAUUUCCUCUACUCAAUAACCUCAAUAUCUUAUUGUUAGACUAGAUUUGUUGGAAUAUAUCAUUGAUCUAUAGAGGACACAUUACAGAAUCACUUUAGGACAGAUUUAUUGUCUGAAUUUUUAGUACAUGACUCUAUUUACCCUUCCGUCUAUAAUAUAAGAUAAAACUGAACUAUUUGUGGAUAUCUCACUAAUGAAACAUCACAGAGACAGCCUUCUGGAGGUCCUCCAGGCAGGAAAUCGCCAAGACAGCCAACCAGCUGGACGUCCUCUAUUUAAAGGGGAACUUUCACUUUUCUGGAAAUUAACACUAUUGAAUAAAACAUGGGGAUUUUCAUCUAUAACCCAUGUUAACCUUCUUUAUUGUCUUUUAAAAAAAUUUUUAAGACAAUUUUUUAUUGAUUUUCAAGUAUAUGGGGUACAGAAGAGAGAAGGGAGGUAUAAGGAUAACAAUGGGGGAAUGUAGACAAUAUGGAAAUACACAAGAGUUGUUAGCAAGAUUUUCGACAUUGACAUUCAGGGUUUCGUAGGCAGACUAUGUCCGCAACAGCAAUAUACCUGAUACAUGUGUACGUAAGGUUACAUAGUAUAGUUUUACACUUACGUAUUGUCUAUCUGUUGUUAGGUGUUUGUGGGCAAAGCAGUCUGGUACGGGAAAAAAAUGGUCGGUUCUUUAAGCACGGUGUUGCGUGCCGGUACAGUCUGUCAGGCCAUACAUAACGGUCUCAAGGUGGAUUUUGGGGAUUUGUGGCUUGGUUGUAUAAGCAUGUCCACUGUUUCCACGUUGAGUGGAACUGCUGUGAUUCUAUACUAUGGGUCAUCGUCAUUCGUUCAUAGACAUGGUAUUGUUGAAUCUUGUCCCAGAGUUGUAUUUUAGAUGGGCAUAGGUGCGACUUCCAGUUUGUCGCUAGAAGGUUCCUGGCCGCUAAUAACGUGAUGGCACACACCUGUCUGUGUUCUCUAGCAAGAUCACUGGGGAGCAUAAGCAUGAGGUAUGUUUGCGGGCUUGGCAAUAGGUUUGCUAUGCCCAGCUUACCCAGCAGUCUCCUAACCUCUGUCCAGAGGGGUUGAAUCACCGGGCAUGUCCACCAUAUGUGGAGGAAUGUACCAGUGUCUCUCGAACACCUCCAGCAUGUCGGUAGUACACUGGGGUAUAUUUUAUGCAACCGACUUGGCGUCAUAUACCACCUAUAGAGUAGCUUCCUAUGUGCUUCUAUGUGCGUGUAGCAUCUAGUGAGUUUUGAGAGGCUGUUUAGUGCUCUGACCCAAUCUUCCUCUAAGAGUUGAAGGGAGCAGUCCUCCUCCCAUUUAGUCUUACAGAGGGGGAUGUGUUGUGGUAAUGUGGUUUCCCACAUUUUGUAGCAGAGGGAGAUGGCUUUUGGUUUGUUUGGUGCGGCCCAGCAUCUGUCCAAAAUCCCGCCCACCAUUAGUGAUUGCUCCCGAGUACUGUUGUGUAGGUUCACAUGAGUCAUUAUGGUCCCUUUGAGUCUUAGGUAGGUAAAUACUUCCCUCAUCGGUAGGUGCCAUUUGACCUGUAUAUCCGCGAAUGCUAUUACACCCUUAUUGUCUACUAUGUGUUGGACAUUGGUGAUUCCUGCCUUAGCCCACCUUGUUAG